UAUAGCUUUAUAAGCUGGGUUCGGAAGUAAGUAUAAUGUAUUGCGUUAGUUGCUUAAGCAACUGCAGAAAUGGCAUUCUCCAAUAACAAAAUGCUGUGCCUCCACGUGUUAGUCGCCUUUCUAGGGAUCGGCGAUUGCUCUUUAACCCCUAUAUUACGUCCACUCUUGUCUUUGCUUGAUGCACCUGUUUCUACCUCGGUCAAUAAUGGAAACCCUAGUCGCUCUUCCUAUCGUAUCCACGGUUCGCUGCCUCCUGUUAGCAUGUCAUCCGGCCGAUGGGGUGGAGCAAAAAUGGAUGCACCAGUCAUCAUACCGCAAGUGACAAGUCGCGAUGGCGAUAUAUCAUCAAAAGCUCCUCUUCCAGGAGUCAUAAGGACACGCCUUAUUACACCCCAGAUGGACGAGUGGGCCGCUACCAACCCUGAAGUAUCAGUUAAAUAUUUGAAUAGAAUGGGAAAACUCGACGGUGAUAAACUCGGUUGGACUUAUAGAACCGGUAAUGAUGUACCCAAAGUAACAGUUAAUCCUUUGAAAAAAGGAUACACAGAUACAAAAAAGGGUUGGAUGAUUGAUGGUUCAGGAGAAGGAGAUUGGGUAAAAAAACCUAUCAUCGUUAAACCAUUGAAAGACGGAUACAGAAGAAUGAUGUUAUAUAGUGGUACCGGAGAUGUAGGCUUGAGGAGAGACGGGUCGAAUGAGGCGGGUUCUAAUGAACAGUCUUGGAAAACGAGUAGAUGGAUUAAUAGGUCGGGUGAGGACCCCGGGCAUGACAGUGAUGAUCAGGCUGACCGCGAUAGACAUGGUGUAAAGACUUACUGGAGAAGCGCCAACAUCCCAACGGAUUCCAAUGAAGACAUGGAACGUAUCGUGAUUAUAGAAAAACCUAUUUUGUCCCGGACCCACACUCACUACCACUCUAAAGACGCAUCUCGUAAACAUCUCAGGCGCGGGUACAAAUUGGCAAGAAAUGGCGAAAGCGCCUGCCCGUACUGCUCCGACGCUUUAGUUUGAUUUACUGCCCUUACUGAUAUAAAUUGCAACAAACGUUACAAAAUUCUUCCAAGUUGUUAUUAGGCCUUUAUUCAGUUUGAAAAUACAGAUUUUACUUUCGA
Molecule: messenger RNA, 1112 nt
Organism: Cydia pomonella (codling moth)
Lineage: Eukaryota; Metazoa; Arthropoda; Insecta; Lepidoptera; Tortricidae
Exons: 3
Coding region: 70-1011 (313 amino acids)
Source: RefSeq, a predicted model, not a curated record